AUGGAGGUUGCAGUUGCCGAAUUACCAGUGCUGCCACAAGAUGUCCUGAUGUCCAUAUUUGCACACCUGGAGAUCCCUGACCUGAUGCGUGCCAGCUCCGUCUGCUCCUCGUGGCGCUCCGCGUAUUCCAGCCUGCGCAACCUUGAGCAGUACCAGCAGCGCCAGACGCCGUGCCUCUUAUACACAUCUGAAUCUGCUGGUGAAAGCAUUGCGUGCCUCUACAGCCUCUUGGAGAAGAGGUCAUACAAGUUGACUCUCCCGGAGCCACCUAUUCGCAGCAGGUAUCUGAUUGGGUCAUCAAAUGGCUGGCUGGUUACUGCUGAUGAGAGAUCCGAGAUGCAUAUUCUCAAUCCCAUCACAUGUGAACAGAUUGCUAUCCCGUCGGUGAUCACCAUCGCACAUGUGACUCCUGUUUUUGAUGAAAGAGGUGCCUUAUGUAAGUACAUUUCCUCUCGUGACACAGCGGAGCACCGUAGUACCACCGGCCCUCAACCCGUUGAUCUUGGCGAGCUGCAACACUACCUCCAGAAAAAGGCAUUUGUAUUUUAUGAUGCAUCUGCAGGAGGCUAUAUCAUGGUGCUUAUUCACAAUCCAGAUGGGCAGCUCUCAUUUGCUUGGUUAGGAGAUGACAAGUGGACCUGGCUGAAACCACAUUGUUUUUUUCAAGACUGCUUGUACAAAGACAGUAAGUUAUAUGCAGUGACAUUGCUAGGAGAAAUUCACGUCUUCGAUCUCAGAGGCCCUGUGGUCGCAGCAAAGGUAAUUACAGGCUGUGCAGAUAAUUACAGUUGUCGAACAAUUUACAUUGUUCAGGCUCCAUGUGGGGAUCUGAUGCAAGUUUUUAGAUCCCAAGAUGUGGUUCAUUAUGAUCCACGUGCUGACAAUGCAACACAUGUGCACUAUACUGAUGGGAUAAAAAUAUUUAAAGUUGAGAUUGUGGCUGAAAAGGUUAUGGAAAUAAAUAGCUUGAUGGAUCAUGUGUUGCUGGUUGGGCUGAACCAAUCACUUUGUCUCAGUGCUGAAGAAUACCCACAGUUGAAGGCCAACACCGUCUACGUUGCUGACGACCACGAGUAUCUAAACUAUUACAAGAAUAACCGCCGUGACAUUGCAGCUUUUGACUUGACACAUAACAGUAGUGAGGAACUUGACUCCCCUCAGCUUUGGUCCAACUGGCCUACUCCCAUAUGGAUAACCCCCAGUCUUACAAAAUGGCAUCCAACAUUGGACAGACAAUGA
Molecule: messenger RNA, 1239 nt
Organism: Triticum turgidum subsp. durum (durum wheat)
Lineage: Eukaryota; Viridiplantae; Streptophyta; Magnoliopsida; Poales; Poaceae
Source: the annotation of a GenBank genome assembly